AAGAGAAGGCUGAACCGCGAGAGAGGAAGUGAUAGCGACCCAGAGACAGAGAGAGAGACGGGGCAGGUGGGAGAGACAGACAGGGAGAGAGAGAGAGAGACACACGGACAGGAAGCAGGUGGGAGAGAGAGGGGCAGGAGACAGCCGGUGAGUGCAGGCAGCGCCGCUUGGUGCGGACGGGCGGCUCCGGACAGCUGGGGGUUACUUCCUGCUAUGCGCUGAUAGCCGAGGGGCCGCACAGGUGAGCAGCUCCCAUUCCUACCAGCAGGAGGCGCCGCCAGGAUGAGUGAGACAGCGGUGGUCGCCGCCAGGGCCACCGUCAUGGUGUAUGAUGAUUCCGGUAAGAAGUGGAUCAAUGCUGGGGCUGGCCCCACCGGACACAGCCGAGUCCAGCUGUACUACAGCCCGGGGCCCCAGACCUACCGCGUGGUGGGGCGGAAGAUCUCCGAUCAACAGGUUGUUAUUAAUUGCCCCCUGGUCCGUGGAUUGAAGUACAAUCAGGCCACGCCUAAUUUCCACCAGUGGCGGGAUGCGCGGCAGGUGUGGGGGCUGAACUUUGGCAGUAAGGAGGAGGCCGGACAGUUCGCUGCUGGGAUAUUGCAGGCGCUCGAGUGUCUGGACACAGGUGCUGCCUGGCCCAGUCAGAAUGGACCCAAAGUGGAAGAGCAGGAGCCACCCAGGAAACUGCAGCCAGAACUGGAGGCCAGAAUCCAGAGUCCAGUUGCGCCAGUGACCCCAGCAUCAGCUGGACCUCCUGCACCGCCGGGACCUCCUGCACCACCAGGACCUCCUCCACCACCAGGACCACCACCUCCUUCUGGGGCUCCACCAGCUCCUCCUGGGGGUGGACCUCCCCCUGCUCCCCCUCUGCCUUCAGGAGGUGGAGCUGUGACCAAUGGAGGAGGCCUGGCCGCCGCAUUAGCUGCCGCCAAGCUGAAGAAAGCGUCAAAGGAUGAGUCGGGGGGCUCCUCUCCCAGUAGUGGGGUGCCGUCCAAACCAGACAUUAGCCGCACCAGUGGAGGAGCAUCGACAGGCGGCGGAGGUGGAGGACUCAUGCAGGAGAUGAAUCAGAUGCUGGCCCGCAGGAAGAAGAUGACUGAUCGCCCAACCCCCACUGCCACACAGGACGAUAAUGACAUCAGCAGUGGGCGGAGCCAGGCUGACUCGGCUCGUCGUCCUUGGGACAGGGGAAGCACCACGUUGCCGAGGAUGAAGUCCACAGUCAGCAGCCCCGAUGUGGCCCCAAGCGCCGAGGAGUCCGAUUCAAUGGAGAGGAUUAAGCAGGAGUUAUUGGAAGAAAUGAGGAAGGAGCUGCAGAAGGUGAAGGAGGAGAUCAUAGAAGCCUUCAUGCAGGAACUGCGCAGGACCAGCACCUCGUGAUUCUGGCGACCACCUACUGUGAAGUCUCAGGCUCCACCCACUGCGCUGCAAUCAUUCCCAUGCUGGGGGCGACAGGCCCGUCAAUCGAGGUCUAUGGGCGACCUGUACCCUUCACAGCCCUGUAUUGCUGCUGGGCCCGCUGGCUCCUACUGUACUAACACAUGCUCUGUGCCUCUCCUAAGGCUGUUCCUCCUCUGCCCCACCUCCUCCCAAGCUGCUCCUCCUCCUCUCCCCCGAGCUGCUGUUGCUCUCCUCUGCCCCCACCUCCCCCCAAGCUGCUGCUCCUCCAUCCCCUCUUCCUGAGCUGCUUCUGCUCCUCCUCCAUCCCCUCUCCCCAUGCUGCUGUUGCUUCUCCUCAAGAUGCUUCUGCUCCUCCUCCAUCCCCUCUACCCUGGCUGCUGUUUCUCCUCCUCCAUCCCCUCUACACUGGCUGCUGUUGCUCCUCCUCCAUCCCCUCUUCCCUUGCUGCUGUUGCUUCUGCUCCUCCUCCAUCCAAUCUCCCCAUGCUGCUGUUGCUUCUCCUCCAUCCCAUCUCCCCCUCCUGCUGUUACUUCUCAUCAAGAUGCCUCUGCUCCUCCUCCAUCCCCUCUUCCCUUGCUGCUGUUGCUUCUCCUCCAUCGCAUCUCCCCAUGCUGCUGUUGCUUCUCCUGGAGAUGCUUCUCCUCCAUCCCCUCUACCCUGGCUGCUGUUGCUUCUCCUCCAUCCCCUCUACCCUGGCUGCUGUUGCUUCUUCUCCAUCCCAUCUCCCCAUGCUGCUGUUGCUUCUCCUGGAGAUGCUUCUGCUCCUCCUCCAUCCCCUCUUCCCUUGCUUCUGCUGCUCCUCCUCCACCCCCUCUUCCUGAGCUGUCUCUGCUCCUCCUCCACCCCCUCUCCCCAGGAUGCUCCUCUUUAACAUUCCCACCACCCUCCAGUAAGGCUCCUGUCCCCUGCACUCAGCUGAGUGUCUCUGAAUGGGUCUGCAGAAGCUGCAAGCUUUAACCAAUAGGAUUCUGAUGAGAUAAUUGACGGGUUUUUUUUAUUGAUAUUUUUAAAUCAUUUCAAUUUUUGUACAAAUUUUGUAGCAGAAUUGGUUGCUCUGUUUUGGGUGGCGGGUCCUUCUCACAGGAUUGUAGGUGGCGGGUCCCUUUGCUGAGAUGGCAGGUUGGGGGUAGUAGUGUCACACUGGAGGUAGUGGGGGUUGGUUUUGGACUACUUUGCGCUGAUAUCUAUAUAUAUUGGACUGUUUUUUUUGUAAGCGGUUUUCUAGAAAUAAAACGUUUUGCCUGUU
Messenger RNA from Bufo gargarizans (Asiatic toad), 2647 nucleotides. Its product is annotated as vasodilator-stimulated phosphoprotein-like. Gene Ontology annotation, biological process: actin cytoskeleton organization; axon guidance; neural tube closure. The transcript is spliced from 12 exons. The record is from RefSeq and is a predicted model, not a curated record. The coding region runs from base 283 to 1380 and encodes 365 amino acids. NCBI's taxonomy places the organism in Eukaryota, Metazoa, Chordata, Amphibia, Anura, Bufonidae. Gene Ontology annotation, molecular function: profilin binding; SH3 domain binding.